CCUUUCCUACCUGCAAACCCUACCAAAAUCUUUCAACGCCGCCGUUGACGGCGGCUCCGAUUACUCGAUUCCACCUCCCGAUAACCGAUUCCUUCACUCAAUAACCUUGAAUUUCAAAAAAUGGCGUCAGUCACGGCUACUUCUGACGUCACUGAUGGACCAGUCCUCACUCUUAUCAACAAGCGAAUCCGUAACCUAAGGAAAAAGCUCAAUCGUGUCGCACAACUCGAAGAUUCCAUCGCUCAAGGCAAAUCCAUUAUCAAGAACAAGGAACAGGAAGAGCUUCUGAAAACGAAGCCUACCAUCAUCGCCGCCGUCGACGAGCUCGAGAAGUUCCGUCAGUCCUUAUCCGUUGCCGUCGAUGAAGAAAUUAAUCUCGCCCUUCAACGCCGUAAUGUGGCCGCAUCGCAUAACAAUGAUGAUGAUGAUGUUGAUAACAGUAGUAAAGCACAAACCCUAGAUAAAGAGCAACAGGAAACGGAGCAGCCGGUUCUAGGUGUGGAGGAUCUGCUGAGUUUGAUUUACUUCGCGAGUAUGUUCGAUGUGAAAUCGCAGAGUGAUUUCAAUUCGAUAAUGCUGACGAGGACGCACGAGAGGAACUGUUGCUUGACGUAUGAUUAUGUUACUGAUGAUGAUGCUGCUGUCAUGUUGGGUGAGAGGGAUUUGGAUUUGAUCUCAAUGAUGGGUUCUCUAUUGAUUUCGAGACCCGUGGAUUCUAGCCUUUCGCACCAGAAUGCGUUACAGAGAUGCAUUGAGCACGCAAAGCUUUGGCUUUCGAAGUCUGAGCAGCAGAUUGAUUCAAAUAGCAAUGUUACCUAUGCUGCUUUGAGGGAGAAGUUGACAAAGAUUAUGGGGUCAGAUUACUUCAAGAUAACGCCAGAAAUGAAAGCUACUGCUGAUGUUGCGGCAGAAGCUGCUGGAAAUUAUUCUUUCCAAGUGCCAGUGCAGGUGGAAGGUUCGGUCUCUCAAUAUGAACAAAAGCAGGAAGAUGAUGUUACAGAUCUUCAAAGAAGUGAAACUUACGAAGACCAAUCUGGUCCUGUUGAAGAUUUUCCAAAGCAGGAUGAGGCAGAUGGCGUUGAAAUCCCAGUUCAUAAGGAACCAAUUGAGGCACAUGGCGGAAAUGAAGAAUACAAAGAACAACAAGCAUCACGACGACCCUAUCAGAACCAAAGAGGCGGUGGCCGUGGUGGAGGUGGAGGUGGUCGCAGAGGUUACCCAAACGGUCGUGGUGCUCGAAGUGGCGGCAGAGGUGGACCCUACCAGAACGGACGUAAUCAAUACUAUGAUCAGCCGGGAAAUUAUUACCCGCGGAACUACUAUGGUGGGAAGGGAAGGGGUGGUGGCAGGGGUAAUGGUGGAAAUGCCUACAACCACCCUGGUUCUGGUGUUGAAGAUGCAGAGUCUUGACCUGACCCUUUUGGCAUCUAAUUAAGGUUUGGUUCCAUUACUAAUCAAAGACCCCUUUUUAACUUUCUUGAGGUUAAAUUAAUUAAAACUGCAACUUAGUUGGGGUUAUAUUGUUAUCUGCUAAAAAUUUUGACCUCUUUAUGGGUUUCUUACAGUUUGGUUUUGGAUUUGGCUGGUAAUAUGGCUUUUGUAUACCAAAUUUU
Molecule: messenger RNA, 1613 nt
Organism: Cynara cardunculus var. scolymus (artichoke)
Lineage: Eukaryota; Viridiplantae; Streptophyta; Magnoliopsida; Asterales; Asteraceae
Product: keratin, type I cytoskeletal 10-like
Exons: 4
Coding region: 121-1410 (429 amino acids)
Source: RefSeq, a predicted model, not a curated record